Antechinus flavipes (yellow-footed antechinus) is the source of this 711-nucleotide messenger RNA. RefSeq lists its product as uncharacterized. NCBI's taxonomy places the organism in Eukaryota, Metazoa, Chordata, Mammalia, Dasyuromorphia, Dasyuridae. The record is from RefSeq and is a predicted model, not a curated record. The coding region runs from base 1 to 711 and encodes 236 amino acids. The transcript is spliced from 2 exons.
AUGGCGCUCGACAGAUACCUCCUACAACAGAGGCCCUACAAAUACCCCCGACAGAGGCUCCCUACAAUCCCCCCACAACAGAGACCCCCUGCAAAUACCCCCCACAGAGGCUCCCUACAAUCCCCCCACAACAGAGACCCCCUGCAAAUACCCCCCACAGAGGCUCCUACAAUCCCCCCACAACAGAGACCCCCUGCAAAUACCCCCCACAGAGGCUCCCUACAAUCCCCCACAGAAACCCCCUACAACAGAGACCCCCUGCAAAUACCCCCCACAGAAACCCCCUACAACAGAGGCCCUACAAAUACCCCUGACAGAGGCUCCCUACAAUCCCCCCACAGAAACCCCCUACAACAGAGACCCCCUGCAAAUACCCCCCACAGAGGCUCCUACAAUCCCCCACAGAAACCCCCUACAACAGAGACCCCCUGCAAAUACCCCCAACAGAGAGGUUCUCUACAAAUACCCCCAACAGAGGCUCCCUACAAUCCCCCACAGAAACCCCCUACAACAGAGGCCAUGCAAAUACCCCCCACAGAAGUUCCCUGCAAUCCCCCCACAGAAACCCCCUACAACAGAGGCUCCCCACAGAUACUCUCUAUGAUGCCCCUAAAGAUACCCUCUAUAACAGAGGUUCUCUACAAAUACCCCCAACAGAGGCUCCUGACAACAGUCCCCCACACAGAUAACCCCUACAGAGGCUUCCUGUAG